GAGAGGAGAGGAGAGGAGAGGUGGCAGACUGUAACCCAGCUUCACUGAUGAAGUGCUGUUUAGUGAGGAAAUGAUUCAAAAGUACGCGCGCAUGGGAAAAUCCAGGGAAAAGUUUACCCUAAUUUUCUGAAUUGGACCUUAUCAUCAUCAUCAUCAGCAGCAGCAGCGGCAGCAGCAGCUUUAUUAUCCUUGCAGUUAUUAUAUCUUUAUCUCUGACAAUGACUCGUCCUGCCGUUUUGCUUCUGUGCGUCUUUUCCAACAUCUGCGUUACCGUGAAAGCGAUGCACAGCCAGGGGGACAGGGAGACACGCUUUCUCUGCACGGUGAUUCCUGUGGACGAGGACCCGAGCUGUCCCGUCCAGACGGACUUCAUUCAGAAUAUCCAGAGUGAAGGACUGAAGAAGACAGUGAUGCAGCUCAGGGAGACUGUUCUCCACCAACAAGAGACAAUAACCCAUCAGCUGGGUACCAUCAAAGAUCUGACAUCCAAACUGUCUCAAUGUGAGACCACCGCUGAAGAGUCCUCAUCCUGGAGGAAUGGCAAGGAAGACACCAUGGAUGAUGUCCCGAGAGAUCCAAAUGAAACUCUGGAUGCGCUGGGGAAGACCAUGCAGAGUCUAAAGGACAGACUUCAAAACCUGGAGCAACAGCAGAUGCGAGCCAGCCUCUCUGGAGCUCCAUUUCCCAGCGAGUUACGAGAACUGCUGCAACGUAGGCUGGGAGAUCUAGAGAGCCAGCUCCUGAGCAAAGUCAAUGAGUUGGAGGAAGAGAAAUCACAGCUGUAUAACGAGACAGCUGUUCAUCGUCAGCAAACAGAAAACACCCUUAACACCCUUAUUAACCGAAUCUCUGACCUAGAGAAAGCAGGUACAGGAUUCAAGUCCCCUGAGGAUUUUAAACUCUCCCUACCCCUGCGCACAAACUACCUUUUUGGCAGAGUGAAAAAGAGCCUGCCAGAAAUGUAUGCAUUUACUGUGUGCAUGUGGCUCAAGUCCAGUGCCAGUCCUGGCAUUGGGACCCCUUUUUCAUAUGGUGUCCCUGGGCAGGCAAACGAGAUUGUACUGAUUGAAUGGGGCAACAAUCCAAUAGAGCUACUCAUCAAUGACAAGGUCGCACAGUUACCUCUGUCUGUGAAUGAUGGAAGAUGGCACCAUAUCUGCAUUACAUGGACUACAAGAGAUGGUUUGUGGGAGACUUACCAGGAUGGUCAGAAACUAGGAUCAGGGGAAAACCUGGCCCCAUGGCACCCCAUUAAACCUGAUGGAGUCCUUAUUCUGGGCCAGGAACAGGACGUGGUUGGGGGCCGCUUUGAUGCCACGCAGGCCUUUGUCGGUGAGCUGAGUCACUUCAACAUGUGGGACCGGGUUCUCCGACAUGUGGACAUAAGCACCAUGGCAAACUGUUCCUCAUACGUGCCUGGGAAUGUGGUGGCCUGGUCUGACAGCAACAUCGAGGUGUUCGGUGGUGCAUCUAAAGAGCCACUUGAGUUAUGUGAAGAUCGUCUUUUUGACAAUUAAGUCCUCAGAUCCGUCUCCUUGUGCUUUGUGAUUCUGUUGCAUAAUGCAGUAUGUAUUUUGUCUUUUUUUUGUAUUUUAUGUUACAGCAUAUGUAUG
Molecule: messenger RNA, 1613 nt
Organism: Clarias gariepinus (North African catfish)
Lineage: Eukaryota; Metazoa; Chordata; Actinopteri; Siluriformes; Clariidae
Gene: nptx2b
Product: neuronal pentraxin IIb
Exons: 5
Coding region: 219-1517 (432 amino acids)
Source: RefSeq, a predicted model, not a curated record